Messenger RNA from Sordaria macrospora k-hell, 2304 nucleotides. The record is from RefSeq and is a predicted model, not a curated record. NCBI's taxonomy places the organism in Eukaryota, Fungi, Ascomycota, Sordariomycetes, Sordariales, Sordariaceae.
AUGCCGAGGUCGUCCAAGAGUUCGGGCGCCGACGAUCCCAACUUUCGCUUACCCGUCAAUCCGCGGAGGAAGAAGGUCGCGCCCGAGCAGCGCAAGCGCGUCGCCCUCGCCUGCAACAACUGCAAUGUCAAGCGCAUCAAGUGCUCCGGCGAAAAGCCCUGUCGCCACAAGACUGACGGCCAUGGCAAUGGCAGUGGCAAGGGCAACAGCAAGAUCGACCUCAGCGUCUUGCUUCAGCCGUUGCACGUUGUCCAUGAAGGGGAGCAGGGCGGCAUGAGCAUCGACUCGCCGCCAGAUGGCCUAGGAGGCGCCGGCCAUGCCUAUCUUACCGAAGGCUCGGUCACGUCCACGACCUCGUACUACGACUACCCCGUCCAUGCGCACAACCCCAAACCUGAGCCUGCCUUCCCCAUCGAUGAGGACACGGAGAUGCAGAUGGACUACCCCGUCGACGACGGCAGAAUGCUUGCCGAUGCCGAGGGUACCGCUCGCUACCUGGGAGAAACCUCCGGCGCCACCUUCCUUGACUCGCUCAAGGCCUUCAUCAAGACGACGCAGCCGCUGGCCUCCAAGGGACUCUCUCCCAACCCCGACACGCCCGACGGCAGCAGGAAUGCCACCUUCCUCAAUUCGGUCGGUCGCUACCAGACGUUCGAUUCCCGUCCUCUCCUGCUCCCGGCCAUAGACGUGGAGCCGCGCAUCCCGACGCAGUUGGAAAUCCAGGCAAUGAUCACGCAGUUUAAGACCUUCCUCCAGGACGACAACGGCAAGGCAGGGUGCGGCGGCAUUUUUUUCUGGCCAUUCCAGGACCCCGCCAAGAUGGCGCUACCGGGCCAGUCCGGUUUUGGCACUGGCUUCAAGCUGGAUACCACUAAACCCCGGAACCACACCGCUCGGGAGCACGGCCAGCUGGCAUUGGUCUACACGGCCUUUGCCUUCACCCAUCUGCUGACCCUGACCGAGGAGAAUUCCCGGGUCGAUGGCCAAUUGGGCGAAGCCCACUAUGCGGCGGCUAGGCUGCUGAUCGGAAACCCCCUGGACAUGACGUCCUACACAAUCUACAACGUGGCCGUUUUGGCCCUGAUGGCCCUGUACCUGGUGGAGAACAAUCGCAGAGAUGCCGCCUACAUGGCCAUCAGUAACGCGAUGCAUCUUAGCGUGAUGCACGGCGUGCACAGGGAAAGUUCGGUAACCGAGAUCGAGCGUAGGACUUUUUGGACGGUUUACAUUAUCGAUCGCUGGCUGAGCUGCUUGAUGGGUCGCCCACCCGCCGUCCCUCAUCAGGCCAUUACCCUAUCCCUGCCACAGGAAGCACCGGGCCUUCCUUCGCCUCUUGGGCUUUGUGCACAUGUGGAGCUCUCCAAAAUUUCCGCCUACAUUGUCAACAACAGCUAUCGUCACCAUGCGAACAAGCCGGCCGACGGAUCCGAUGAACUGCCUUUCUCGGUUGCGAUUGGAAAGCUCGACCAAUGGCAUGAGAACCUACCCGAGAGCUUGAAGCUCGACAACCUGGAGGAGAGUCCUAGUAACUAUUACUACUAUGCCCUCCAGCCCGAAGCCGAGGACCCGUCACUAGGUACUGACCGGGCUCUGUUGUCGCUGCACAUGGCUUACAACCAGCUCAUCAUCUUGGCAAUCCGUCCCGCGUUUCUCACCGCUGUCAAGAAGAAGGUGGCCAAUACUUGGUUGACACCUGGGCUUGAGGGCCCCGGAGCGGAACCGGAGGACCCUUGGACCAGAGCCAUCCGCAAGUGCAGUGAUGCCGCACGGCGCAACCUCCGCAUCGGCAGGCGGCUACAAAUCAUCAGCCCCGGUCAGAAGCUGCUUGUGCAAGACCUCCAUCACAUCUUCAAUGCCGCCAUCAUCCUUCUGAUGCACCAAAUCCUCUUUGUCAACCAAAGGGUAUACGAUAUGUUCCUGAUCGACAAGGCGAAGGAGGUGUUCAAGAAUGAGGCCAUGACCGGCAGUGACUAUGGGAAGGAUUGUCAUAACGUCCUCAACGACCUGAAGCCGCUGGUUGAUAAGCUGCACGAAGUCAUUCACCGCAAGGAGCAUGAGCAGCUGACUGUGCCCGCGGAGAAGCAGCAGAGCGGAUCAGUGCACAGCCCUGUGAACAGAGAGACCACACCCGGUGCCCUCUCUGGUCCGAUUACGGGCUCUCCAACGAAGCUGUACCCUAGCCAUGUGCAAGGCUGGCUACAAAACGUGAGGCCUGAAGACGGCUCCACGGUUGUGCAGGAGCUCAAGACAUGGCAGGAUGAUGACGGUAUGCAGGUAUAUAGACCAGGCAAUUCGCUUGCCUAA